AUGAGUACUACUUCAUCAAGUACUACCAAUGAAAGCAAUGCUACAGGACCCGUGUAUCGGAUUCCACCUUAUUAUUAUAUACAUGUUCCGCUACAUUAUUGUAUUGUCGAAUCGCCAGUGAUACGUAAUGAGGAAGGUGAAGUGGAAUUUGACGAAAAUGGUCAAGCAAAAUUAGUCCAUGCCGAAAUCGAUAUUCGUCUGACACAGCCUGAUCAAACUCCAUUUCCUCUCUAUCCAGGAGAAAUUCUUCGCCAGCCUGUGACUGCACUUACAGUCGUUCCAGCUAAUUCAGCACUGCGAUUAAAAGCUAUACUUGAUUUUGAAGAUUCACACAAGGAACAACGACGAGCCGGUGAUGAAUGGAUGUUCGAAGGUCCAGCUACCUAUAUUCCUCGUAAAGAAGUCAAUGUCGAACAACAAAUUCAAGCAACUAUUAUUGGUCCCAAUCAAGCCAUUCGACUUUAUGCCAAAAAAGAACUUAUCGAUCGAUCAGGUCAACAUCGUGUCACGGGAGAAGAGUGGCUAAUUAAGAAGACCGGUGCCUAUUUGCCACUAGCUUAUGAAACAGUUGUAUCAGUUCAAAAUGCCUAUGCUUUAACUGAGAAAAAAGCUCUUCAUCUUCGGGCCCUUAAAACUUUCAUUGACGAUUUUGAUAAGCAACGUUUGAGUGGAGAAGAAUGGCUUGUGACGCAUGUUGAUACGGAAACACAUAUUCUUAAUAUAUAUGAAGAACUUGUUGCAGUUGUCGAUGCAAUCACACUCAAUUCACGGCAAUAUUGUAUCAUUCUCGAUCCAGUUAUCGAUGGCAAACCACAACUCGGAAGAAAGGUUGAUAUUUUAUGGGAUAUUAUUAAGCGGUCAAAAAUGGUGUGUGGCGAAACAUCAUUCUUUCUCCAACCCGGUGAAAAUCUCUUGAAAGGCAUUCAAAACGUUUUUAUUUUGGGUGAAGACGAAGGUGUUAUUGUCAAAUGUAAUGAAAGGUUCGAGGAUGAACAUGCAAAAAAAGUGCGUAUUCCGGGUGAACGAUGGAUGAUUCGAGGACCAACUGAAUAUAUUCCACCAACUCAAGUGGAAGUUGUCAAUCGACAAAAAGCAAUACCAUUAGAUGAAAAUGAAGGUAUAUAUGUUCGUAAUAUCAAAAGUGGCCGUGUUCGAGCAGUCAUCGGUGAAACUUACAUGUUAACACAAGAUGAAGAACUUUGGGACAAAGAAUUACCCGAACAAAUUGAAUAUUUACUUACGCGUGAUCCAUUAACCGAGCGCUAUUCUGCUAUGCGUGGAUUGACUUCGGUCAACAGUACAUUGACGACUACUACCUUAAAUAGUCAAUCGAAUAGCUCGACAUCAAAUAGUAUUAAACGUGAUAAGUGGAAAUUGAUCACAUAUCGUGUUCCACAUAAUGCGGCCGUUCAAAUCUAUGAUUACAAACGGAAGACAGCUCGUAUUGUCUUCGGUCCAGAACUUGUCAUGCUAGAACCUGAUGAACAUUUUACUCUGAUUUCUCUGAGCGGUGGCAUACCGAAAAAACCUAAUCAAGUUAACUCCCUUUGUCUACUACUCGGUCCAAAUUUCUUCACUGAUAGCAUCGAUAUUGAGACAGCUGAUCAUGCUCGUCUAUCCCUUCAACUUGCCUACAACUGGCACUUUGAAGUGAAAGACACACAUGAUAAGCAAGAAGCGGCUAAACUAUUUUCGGUGCCUGAUUUUGUCGGGGAUAUAUGCAAAGCUAUUGCUUCACGUAUCCGUGGUGCUGUAGCUGGUACUCAAUUUGAUGAUUUCCACAAGAACUCCGCUCACAUCAUUCGUGAGUCUGUGUUUGGUCUUGAUACGAAUCAGUGUGUACGCGAUCAAAUUGUCUUUCCACAAAAUAAUCUGAUCAUUACAUCGAUUGAUAUUCAAAAUGUUGAACCUGUCGAUCCACGUACGCGUGAUGCCCUACACAAGAGUGUUCAACUUGCCAUUGAGAUAACGACUAAUUCGCAAGAAGCCGCUGCUAAACAUGAAGCUUCACGUCGUGAACAAGAAGCUAGAGGUUUCUUAGAACGACAACGUAUUAAAAAUGAAGCUGAAGCUGAAAAGAUUCGACAACUAUUACUCGAAUCACAAGCGCUAUCGGCGGCUAUAGAAUUAAGUGGCCAAACCAAAGCAGAAGCUUUGAGUCGUGCUGAAUCAAAGCGUAUUGAAGGUGAAACAGCCGUUCACCAAGCACGUCGCAAAGCUGAAGCGACCAAAAUUGAAUCUGAAGCUGAAUUGGCCCGUUUGAAAUUAGUACGCGAAGGUGAAAUCAAGUUUUUACGCGAACAAAAUGAACUAGAAAUUAAGAAAAAAACAGAACUGUCUCAAAUUGAAACUGAAAAAUUUAAAUUACAAGUCGAAUCAAUUGGUCCUUCGACUAUUCAAAGUAUUGCUACAUCGGGUCCUGAAACUCAAGUCAAACUUUUGCAAGCACUAGGAAUACAAUCAAUGCUUGUUACCGAUGGUAAAAGUCCUAUCAAUCUCAUGGGCUUUGGACAAGGUCUACUCGGCGGUUUUAGCAAAUCGUCAUGUAAUCAACUAGGCGCAAACAAUUACUAA
This is a messenger RNA of Rotaria sp. Silwood1, 2574 nucleotides long. The record is from the annotation of a GenBank genome assembly. NCBI's taxonomy places the organism in Eukaryota, Metazoa, Rotifera, Eurotatoria, Philodinida, Philodinidae.